Molecule: messenger RNA, 1287 nt
Organism: Aspergillus japonicus CBS 114.51
Lineage: Eukaryota; Fungi; Ascomycota; Eurotiomycetes; Eurotiales; Aspergillaceae
Product: SDR family NAD(P)-dependent oxidoreductase
Exons: 2
Coding region: 253-1131 (292 amino acids)
Cellular component (GO): cytosol
Molecular function (GO): oxidoreductase activity
Source: RefSeq, a predicted model, not a curated record
CAACCACCAUCCCAUGGUGCCAACAAAAGCAUGGAUUCUCAUCCUCUGGCUUCAGGAUGCUGACAAAGGACAGUAUUUCUAAAUAUGAAUGUGCUGCGCGUCAUGGCUGAGCACACCCGACGAGGAGGUAUAUAAGGACCAAACGGGUCAGGAUGCCUACCACUGAGCACCAGCAUCAAGCACAGCAUCGUCACCGAGAAUAUAAUCAUAACGUCUAUCAUCACCAAUUAGGCUCUCAAUCCACCAGGAACCAUGUCUUCCUCCAACGACUACCCCAAGCCCGUCUCCUUCACCAAGGAGUGGCACUCUAAGCCCUACCCCUUCAUCUCGCCCUCGCGCCCCGAGCUCUCGGCGGCGGGCAAGAACGUGGUGAUCACGGGCGGGGGCAGCGGCAUCGGCAACGCCAUCGCCGUGGCUUUCGCUCAGGCCAACGCCAAGUCCGUCUCCAUCCUCGGCCGCCGCCGGGAGACCCUCAAAGCAGGAGCUGAGAAGAUCACCACCGCGGCCACGGACGCGCAAACCUCGACCCAGGUCCUUUGUGAGACAGCUGAUCUCCGCCAGCGCAGUGCUGUCGACCAGGCCCUUGCAUCGAUUGUUUCCCAGGUCGGGAAGGUCGACGUCUUCGUCUCGAAUGCAGGGUCCUUACCCACCCCGGGGUUGAUCCGGGAGUACGACGUGGAGGACUACCUGGGGAGUGUGGUCGAAAAUCUCCAAAGCGCGCUCAAUGCCGUUCAGGGAUUUCUGGCCGUUGCGGGGCCUGGCGCUGUGCUGCUGAAUACUUCCUCGUGCCUGGCGAAUGUGGCCCCGAUGCCGGGCGUGAGUGGAUAUGCGGUGUCGAAGGCUGCAGUGCUGAAGAUGAUGGAGUACGUCGCCGCAGAGAACCCUCAUGUGCGCGUGGUGAGUGCGCAGCCUGGCUGGGUGGCGACGGAGGUCAAUGGCUAUCAGGCCGAGGCGCCGGAUCAAGCUGAGUUGCCGGGUCAGUUUUAUGUCUGGCUGGCUUCUGCAGAGGCCGAGUUUCUCAAGGGGAAGUUUGUGUGGGCGAACUGGGAUGCGGAGGAGCUAAUGCAACGAGCCGAGGAGAUUCGAGGAUCCAAGCUCCUGAAUUGGAUUGUCGAGGGUGUGCCCAUGUAGCAGGGAUGGAAAUGGAUGAGUUUAUCUUGUCGCUAUUUGAUACCGGGGAGUGCCAACCUUCCCGACCAGGACUAAACUCUUGUUUGGCUUGCUUUUGUUUCUCAUGAUUUUCCUGUGCAUCAUUCUUGUUGUUGCAAUGCCGUUACUAGUUCGAGC